This is a messenger RNA of Setaria italica (foxtail millet), 871 nucleotides long. Its product is annotated as ER membrane protein complex subunit 8/9 homolog. The record is from RefSeq and is a predicted model, not a curated record. The transcript has 4 exons. The coding region runs from base 88 to 720 and encodes 210 amino acids. Gene Ontology annotation, cellular component: EMC complex. Lineage: Eukaryota; Viridiplantae; Streptophyta; Magnoliopsida; Poales; Poaceae.
CUCAACUCGAGUCCCAGCCAGCAAAACCAGCACCGGGAUCCAAACCAAGAAAUCCAUCUCCGAGAAUCAGCAGCUGCGGCGGCGGAGAUGGGCGCGGAGUGCCGGUACGAGGUGGCGCAGGCGGCGUACGUCAAGCUCGCACUGCACGCGCUCAAGCACCCGUCCGCCCCCGUCAACGGCCUCCUCGUGGGCCGCCUCGUCGAGCCCUCCUCCACCCCAGCCGUCGUCUCCGUCGUCGACGCCGUGCCGCUGUCCCACCACCCGCAGCACCUGCCGCUGCUCCCCACGCUUGAGCUCGCGCUCACCCUAGUGGAGGACCACUUUGCAAUCCAGGGCGAUGGCCUCGCCGUCGUCGGGUACUACCACGCCAACCCGCGCCGCGACGACGCCGACCUCCCGCCCGUCGCCAAACGCGUCGGGGACCACAUCUUCCGAUACUUUCCCCGAUCCGCCGUGCUGCUGGUCGAUAACAAGAAGCUGGAGGAGGCUGUCCAGGGGAAGUCUCGCGAGCCUGUGGUUCAGUUGUACACCAGGGAUUCAUCAAAAAGUUGGCGUCAGGCUGGAUCUGAUGGGAGCAGUCAGCUGGCUUUAAAAGAACCUUCUAGCAAUGUUGUCCUAGCUGAUCAUGUUACAACAAAGAAAUGGGAGAAACUUGCUGAUUUCGACGACCACCUUGAUGAUAUUAGCAAUGAUUGGUUGAACCCAGGUCUCCUCGACUGAACUUUUAUGAUAUGAUCACUUCUAUGCUUUAUGGAACUUCUCUAGAAAUGCUUGAAGCUGUAUGGACUUAGCUCGGAUUGCAUUUUAAUGUAAACAAGUGAUUUUGUAACAAUUAUAGCCGUUCAAAAUGCAAAGAUCGACAUUGCGAUGA